GAGGGCCUUUUGACAGUGCAAAAAGUCACGGGAUUUUACAGUGAAAAUUUGUGAAUUUUCGACUCGACUUUUCGCCCCCAAAACAGGACCUUUCCACCCACUUUUUGGAGUAACAGGGGAAUUCUUGUGAGUGAAGCACGCGAAAAUGUCCGAAUACUGGCUAAUAUCCGCUCCUGGCGACAAGACCUGCCAGCAAACAUGGGACACGAUGAACAACGUGACCAGCAAGCAGGGGAAUUUGUGCGAGAACUUCAAGAUGCACAUUCCCGACCUGAAAGUCGGCACGCUGGAUCAACUCGUCGGUCUGUCUGAUGAUCUUGGCAAGCUGGACACUUACGUGGAGUCCAUCACGCGCAAGGUGGCCGCCUAUUUGGGUGAAGUGCUUGAGGAUCAGCGUGACAAGUUGCAGGAAAACUUGCUGGCCAACAACAGUCCGGGUCCGCCGGACGACGAGGAGGAGACGCAAGAGACCGAUCCGUCCUGUCAGCGCAGUCUCACGAAUUCCACGGGCUCCGAACGGUGUGAGUCCGAGUGCAACUGUGGCAACAACAUUGGGAAGGAAAGCAACAACAUUAGGACGCAUAAUCACGAUGCGGAUCCCUUUGAUUGGUGGUUUCACAGAAGUAAAAGUUCGAAGAAGAGCAGGAGUCACUCGUCGAGUCAGUUGCACAUGGGUGGCAGUGGCAAUGGCGGCGGCGGAGGUGGCGGUGGAGCCACGCACCGAUCAUCGCCUGUCAGCAGUUGCUGUGGCAGCAGCAGUCAGGGUCGAUCGAGUCCUGACGAUGAGGACGGGCUCAGGGAGCCACCCAGUUUCCCCCUAAGUCCAGCUGAUCUUCCAUCGUACAUCACCCGCUUUCAGUGGGACAUGGCCAAGUAUCCCAUUAAGCAAUCGCUGAGAAAUAUCGCUGACAUCAUUUCGAAGCAAGUCGGCCAGAUCGAUGCUGAUCUGAAGGUGAAAUCCUCGGCCUAUAACAGUCUCAAGGGGAACUUGCAGAACCUGGAGAAGAAGCAAACCGGAAGUUUGUUGACUCGCAACUUGGCUGAUAUCGUGAAGAGGGAGCACUUUAUCCUGGAUUCUGAGUAUCUCACCACUUUGCUCGUGAUUGUGCCCAAGGCAAUGGUGCAGGAUUGGAAUGGUCACUAUGAGAAGCUGACGGACAUGAUUGUGCCGCGAUCCACGCAGUGCAUCACGCAGGAUCAGGACUUUGCGCUGUACACGGUGACGCUGUUCAAGAAGGUUGUGGAUGAGUUCAAGCUGCAUGCGCGCGAGAAGAAGUUCGUGGUGCGUGAGUUCACGUACAAUGAGGAGGAAUUGGCGGCCGGGAAGAAUGAGAUCACGAAGCUGGUGACGGACAAGAAGAAGCAAUUUGGGCCGCUGGUGCGAUGGCUGAAGGUGAACUUCAGCGAGUGCUUCUGCGCUUGGAUUCACGUGAAGGCGCUGCGCGUGUUCGUGGAAUCGGUGCUGCGCUACGGGCUGCCCGUCAACUUCCAGGCCAUUCUCAUUCAUCCGCACAAGAAGAGCACCAAGAGACUCCGCGACGUGCUCAAUCAGCUGUACGGCCACCUGGACGGCUCCGCCGCCUCAACUGGCGGCAGCAAUGCUGACACCGUUGAUAUUCCUGGCCUGGGCUUCGGUCAGUCCGAGUACUACCCUUACGUCUACUACAAACUGAAUAUCGACAUGGUGGAGUCGAAGUUGUAAGGGUGAACACCGAAUUGAGUAUCAACACAACUACAAUAAUAAUCAUUGAGGGCCAUUUUAGUAGGACAAUGAAAUUCUUAGUUUGAUUCUAAAUUCUCCGGUUUUAUUCCAAAUUUUCUGCUCUUCUUUGAAUCCCCCGAAAAAAAAGAUCGGUUUCUUUCUCCCUGGCAAAUGUUUUUUUUUUGGAGAAAAUCAGUAUUUUGCGGAAGUAGUUUUUUAAGUAAACAGAGAGAUAAAAAGCAUAAAAGAAUAAUGUAUAAAAGAAAUAUUUCCAAAAUUAUGUAAAUAUCAUGGAUUAUAUUCCACGCUAUUCUAGUUCUUUUCCUCAAUUAUAGUUUAAAACCCUCGUUGCAUGCGGUGGCGAUUCAAUUGUAGCGUCAAUGUUAGUGAAAAAAAAAAGAUUUUUGAAAAUACAAAAAUACAAUUUUAAAUGUAUUUAAAAAAUGAUACAAAAAUUGUUAUAUGUGAAGCGUUACUUACAUUUUGUUUCUUUUCUCCCCACGGAAUUGAAGACAAAUAAGGCGCUUUUGGGGUGGAAAUGCGCUCCAGGGUUGCAAAAAAUCUGUUGAAGAAUCAUUAUUGUAAAUAAAAAAUAGAGAAAAAAAACAUUCCAAUAAAUCAA
Molecule: messenger RNA, 2324 nt
Organism: Phlebotomus argentipes
Lineage: Eukaryota; Metazoa; Arthropoda; Insecta; Diptera; Psychodidae
Gene: Vha44
Product: V-type proton ATPase subunit C
Exons: 8
Coding region: 146-1702 (518 amino acids)
Biological process (GO): proton transmembrane transport
Cellular component (GO): vacuolar proton-transporting V-type ATPase, V1 domain; lysosomal membrane
Molecular function (GO): proton-transporting ATPase activity, rotational mechanism
Source: RefSeq, a predicted model, not a curated record